Messenger RNA from Macrobrachium nipponense, 2041 nucleotides. RefSeq lists its product as uncharacterized. Gene Ontology annotation, biological process: protein ubiquitination. The coding region runs from base 114 to 1757 and encodes 547 amino acids. Gene Ontology annotation, cellular component: cytoplasm. The record is from RefSeq and is a predicted model, not a curated record. Gene Ontology annotation, molecular function: ubiquitin protein ligase activity; zinc ion binding. The transcript is spliced from 4 exons. Lineage: Eukaryota; Metazoa; Arthropoda; Malacostraca; Decapoda; Palaemonidae.
UAGUCUAGAGAGCAACCAGUAGCCCUCCGGUGUGUAGCUAUAUUCUAUAUUCGUGUGUGUUUGACAGCGUCUAAAACUGCAAACUCUUCAGAGAAUAGUAAAUAUAACCCAAGAUGGCUACUCUAGCCAUAAUUCUCGAUAAUAUGCUAGGUUACGUCAACACGGUACUCCAAUGUUACACGGACAUUUCUGAAGAUACGAAAAAACCCUGCUUUCAGGGGCUGGUUCCAUUGUUCAGAUGCCAAGGAUGUUCCAACAACUUCAGUGACGAAUGUCAACCUAGAAACCUUUCGUGUGGCCACACACUCUGCAAUCCUUGCACAGAGGCAUUGCUUGCAGGUGAAAUGCCUUGCCCUGAAUGCUGUCAAAAACAUCAAAUAAGCACGGAUGGCGAACCAGAGGUGAACUACCAGUUAUUAAGAGUCAUUCGAUCUGUGGGAAUCAAAGAAAUUAACAUUGGUGGUGUAAAUAGUACUAUGUUAACUGCUGACUUUUCCCAGCAUCACAACAAGCAAGACCUCAGGAAGUGCGUCGUCCACAACAGCCCCAAAGUGUUGUUCUGCCUCUCUUGUAAUUCAUGGGUUUGUGAAAACUGCAUAGUAGUAGACCAUCCAAUUCUCCCUAGGGGAUCCUGUUGGGUCAUCCAACUUACAGAAGCAAUAGAUAAGAUCAGAACGAAGUACGAAGAAGUUGCUUCACAGGUCCUGAAGGAGAUCGAGACUAUGAAGGACGACUUCGAACUGGAAUUUGGAAUGCACGACCUCUGUCUCAAACACUGCACUCAGGAGAGAUCUCACCUGCGCUUGCUUGAAGAACUCAACCCUCUGUUGCUGGGCAAAAGGGAGGAAAAUGACGAGGAAGUGAGGAAGGCCAAAGGCCGUUUGAAAGAGUUGGCUGAUUCAUUUCGGGCCACAAAUGCUCCUGAGGAGAUGACGGUGUCUUGCAAAGGGCUUCUCGACUUCCAAGAGGAACUGAAGGGCAUCAUCACCCAGGAAAAAGAAAGACUGACGUCGCCACGUCCCAUAAUGGUGGAACAUCUCAGAAUGGAUAUCAAAAGGUUAGCCGAGGGAAGGGAACCACUUUAUGCAACAUUGCAAGAGAACGGAAGACACAGAUGGGCCCAUGUUGCUCUCAAAGACCAAACACUUUUGGUCUAUGCACUGAAUGAAGGAAAGCCACCUAGUGAAGGUAUAACGCUCCCAUACAAGUUCGUGGAGGCUUUGCUGGAAAAUCGCAAGAAGACGCUGUUUCUGGAACUGGAGGCAGACGGAGAGAACUUGCAAGGAAGAGUGUUCGUUCAAUUACAGGAGGAAGGCCCCAUGCAGCAGCAAAUGCUGCUGAUGUGCUCUGGGAAGAAGGACGUCUCCUUCAGGAACACCAGGUUCUUCCGGGACGAAGAGGGAUACUUGAGCGGGGGAGUUUACCACAAUGCCGAUGGCUCCAAGGGCGGGACCAUAGUUCCAGGUCUCGGAGAAUGCUGGGGCGUCUCUCUGUCUACAGGCAUGAAGAACUAUUGCGCAGCUGUUGUGGGCCACAAGACCUCUACCAAGUUCCACUUCAUCUUAAGGCCGAGUAAAAAAGGCGUUGACAACAUUGUCGGCUUCGUAAGGCAAGGUCUUCACGUCAUAAAAGCUGCUGCUAAGUUGGAACCAGUUACGAAAUGCUACGUCAAAGACUGUGGAAUCUUUAUUCCAGUUAGGACAGUGACUGACUGUGACAAGACAGUGACUGAUAAUGAAAAUGAAUCUACCGAGUGAUUUGAUAUAAAGCAAAUCUCUAGAUCUGUAAAGCAUCCAUCUCCUUAUAUGUAUAUAUAAUUUGCACAGUUCUUCAGUUAUAUGCAAGAUGCCUGUGUAGAUGAAAGUUAUUUAUAUUUAAUUUUUAGAUACCUGACAAACCCACUGGAUCGUCUCAGAUGUGAUAUUAGCCAUUAGAAUCUGUUACACGUCUCUCCAAUGGAGAGGAAUUUAUAUUUUAUAUUUUAUAUUGUUUUUACUGCUCUCUUGUGCUGUUGAGUUUCGUGAAUAAAUGAAUAAAUUGG